This is a messenger RNA of Pterocles gutturalis (yellow-throated sandgrouse), 7021 nucleotides long. It is a transcript of the gene NAV3, whose product is annotated as neuron navigator 3. The record is from RefSeq and is a predicted model, not a curated record. Gene Ontology annotation, molecular function: ATP hydrolysis activity; ATP binding. The transcript is spliced from 27 exons. Lineage: Eukaryota; Metazoa; Chordata; Aves; Pterocliformes; Pteroclidae. The annotation marks the transcript as partial. Gene Ontology annotation, biological process: neurogenesis; nervous system development.
CUGGGAUGACAGCAGCUCAGUUAGUAGUGGCCUCAGUGACACUCUUGACAACCUCAGCACAGAUGAUUUGAACACCACCUCAUCUGUCAGCUCUUAUUCCAAUAUAACUGCCUCUUCAAGGAAGAACACUCAUCUGAAGACAGACUCAGAGAAGCGCUCAGUUACAGACAGUGAAACUUGGGGCAGCACUGAAGAACUGAAGAAACCAGAGGAAGAUUUUGACAGCAGCGUAGACGGCAGUGGCAAGUGGAAAGGCCUUCCCUCGGGGCUGUCUGAAGAGUCAGAGAAGGGGGGGCAGAAAGCAUCUCUAUCUGUUUCACAGACCGGAUCCUGGAGGAGAGGCAUGACUGCACAAGUAGGAACAACUCAGUCCAGGCACAAAGCAGGAACAAGUGCGCUCAAGACCCCGGGAAAAACUGAUGAUGCAAAAGCUUCAGAAAAAGUGAAAACUCCUCUGAAAGGAGCCUCUAUUCAGCGCUCUCCAUCAGAUGCAGGAAAAAGCAGCGGUGAUGAAGGAAAAAAGCCUCCCUCUGGCAUUGGGAGAUCUACUGCUACGGGUUCCUUUGGAUUCAAGAAAUCCGGGAUGGGAUCUUCUACCAUAAUCACCACAAGUGGAGCGACUAUUACAAGUGGGUCGGCAACUCUAGGAAAAAUGCCAAAAUCUUCAGCCAUCAGUGGGAAGUCAAACGCAGGGCGGAAAACGAGCUUAGAUGGUUCCCAGAACCAGGAUGACGGCAUCCUGCAUGUGAACUCAAAGACAACUCUGCAGUAUCGAAGUUUGCCUCGCCCAUCAAAAUCCAGUGGCAGUGGGAUCCCUGGCAGGGGCGGCCACCGCUCCAGCACCAGCAGCAUUGACUCCAAUGUCAGCAGCAAAUCUGCAGGUGCCACUGCCACCAAACUGCGAGAGCCAAGUAAGAUCGGGUCAGGGCGGUCCAGCCCCGUCACCAUCAACCAGACGGACAAGGAAAAAGAGAAAGUGGCCGUGUCUGAUUCUGAGAGUGUCUCGCUGUCCAGUUCCCCCAAAUCCAGCCCAACUUCAGCAAGCGCCUCUGGUACGCCAGGACUUAGGCAGCCAGGAUCCAAAUACCCAGAUAUCGCCUCACCCACCUUUCGAAGGUUGUUUGGUGCCAAGGCAAGUGGUAAAGCUGCCUCUGCACCCAGUACUGAAGGUGUGAAACCCACAUCGGCAAUGCCCAGCCCUAGUACCACCUUGGCACGGCAAGGCAGCCUGGAAUCGCCAUCCUCGGGCACAGGCAGCAUGGGCAGUGCAGGUGGGCAAAGUGGUAGCAGCAGCCCCCUCUUCAGUAAACCUUCGGACUUAAAUGCAGAUGUUGUAAGCUUAAGUCACUCCUUGGCUUCCAGUCCCGCCUCAGUGCACUCUUUCACAUCAGGUGGUCUUGUGUGGGCUGCAAACCUGAGCAGCUCUUCAGCGGGCAGUAAGGACACACCCAGUUACCAGUCCAUGACUAGCCUUCACACCAGUUCCGAGUCUAUUGACCUUCCUCUUAGCCAUCAUGGCUCUCUCUCUGGACUGACAACAAGCACUCAGGAGGUUCAGAGCCUGCUCAUGAGGACUGGAAGCGUCAGAUCUACUCUUUCGGAAAGCGUGCAGCUUGACAGAAAUACACUACCCAAAAAGGGAUUAAGAUAUACUCCAUCAUCCCGGCAGACGAGUCAGGAGGAAGGCAAGGAAUGGCUACGCUCCCAUUCAACUGGAGGCCUGCAAGACACUGGCAGUCAGUCCCCACUUGUUUCUCCUUCAGCUAUGUCUUCAUCUGCGACUGGAAAAUAUCACUUUUCCAACCUGGUGAGUCCAACCAACCUGUCUCAGUUUAACCUUCCUGGACCCAGUAUGAUGCGCUCAAACAGCAUCCCUGCACAAGACACUUCUUUUGAUCUGUAUGAUGACUCCCAACUGUGUGGCAGUGCUACAUCCUUAGAAGAGAGACCACGAGCGAUUAGUCAUUCAGGUUCAUUCAGGGACAGCAUGGAAGAAGUACAUGGCUCCUCAUUAUCACUUGUCUCCAGCACAUCCUCUCUCUACUCUACGGCAGAAGAAAAGGCACAUUCAGAGCAAAUUCAGAAACUACGGAGAGAGCUGGUUGCAUCACAAGAGAAAGUUGCUACCCUUACAUCUCAGCUUUCAGCAAAUGCUCAUCUAGUAGCAGCUUUCGAAAAGAGCUUGGGAAAUAUGACUGGCCGAUUGCAAAGUCUAACAAUGACAGCUGAACAAAAGGAAUCUGAGCUUAUAGAGCUAAGGGAAACCAUUGAAAUGCUGAAAGCCCAGAAUUCUGCUGCACAAGCUGCUAUUCAAGGAGCCUUGAACGGUCCUGAUCAUACCCACAAAGAUCUACGUAUAAGGCGGCAACAUUCUUCCGAAAGUGUUUCCAGCAUCAACAGCGCUACAAGCCAUUCAAGCAUUGGCAGUGGUAACGAUGCUGACUCCAAGAAAAAGAAGAAGAAAAACUGGGUGAACUCUAGAGGAAGUGAGCUAAGAAGCUCUUUCAAACAGGCCUUUGGAAAGAAGAAGUCCACCAAGCCUCCUUCCUCACAUUCAGACAUAGAAGAGCUGACAGACUCCUCUCUUCCUUCAUCACCCAAAUUGCCCCACAGCUUGGGAGAGUGUGGGGCAACAUCAAUGAAACCAUCACAGUCAGCAUCUGCGAUCUGUGAGUGCACUGAGGCAGAGGCUGAAAUUAUUCUUCAGCUAAAGAGUGAGCUGAGGGAGAAGGAGCUAAAAUUAACAGACAUCCGUCUUGAAGCCCUCAGCUCUGCACACCAUCUGGAUCAGAUUCGGGAAGCCAUGAACCGCAUGCAGAAUGAAAUUGAGAUAUUGAAAGCUGAAAAUGAUCGUUUAAAGGCAGAGACUGGAAAUACCGGAAAGCCUGCCCGGCCACCAUCAGAGUCUUCAAGUAGUACAUCAUCAUCUUCAUCACGGCAGUCACUAGGACUUUCUCUGAACAAUUUAAACAUCACAGAAUCUGUUACAGCAGAUAUUUUGUUGGAUGAUACCACUGAUGGAGCACUCCACAAAGAAGGUCACAGUGUGAAAAUUUUAGUCACUAUAAACAAGGGCUAUAGUCGAGCCAAGGAUCAAAAACCACAUGCAUAUCUGAUAGGAUCAAUUGGAGUCAGCGGAAAAACAAAAUGGGACAUUUUAGAUGGUGUAAUCAGACGUCUCUUUAAGGAAUAUAUUUUCCGAGUGGAUCCGACUACUAGCCUGGGUUUAAGCUCUGACUGUAUUGCUAGCUAUUGUAUAGGGGAUGUCAUUAGAGCCCAUAGCCUAGAAGUGCCUGAACUGCUGCCUUGUGGAUAUCUGGUUGGAGAUAAUAACGUCAUCACUGUGAACCUGAAAGGAGUGGAAGAAAACAGUUUGGACAGUUUUGUGUUUGACACAUUAAUUCCUAAGCCAAUUACCCAGCGGUACUUUAAUUUACUGAUGGAGCAUCGCAGAAUUAUUCUGUCGGGACCCAGUGGCACAGGAAAGACCUAUUUAGCUAACAGGCUGGCUGAAUAUAUUAUAACUAAAUCUGGCAGAAAAAAAACUGAGGAUGCAAUUGCAACUUUCAACAUAGAUCACAAGUCAAGCAAGGAUCUGCGACAAUACCUGGCAAACUUAGCUGAGCAAUGCAGUGCUGACAACAAUGGUGCUGACCUCCCUGUGGUCAUAAUUCUUGAUAACCUCCACCACAUCAGUUCACUAAGUGAUAUCUUCAAUGGUUUCCUCAACUGUAAAUACAAUAAAUGUCCCUAUAUUAUUGGAACCAUGAACCAGGGAGUUUCUUCUUCACCAAAUCUGGAGCUGCAUCACAAUUUCAGGUGGGUGCUGUGUGCUAAUCACACGGAGCCUGUUAAAGGUUUCUUGGGCAGAUAUCUGAGAAGGAAACUGAUUGAGACUGAAAUAGAAAGGAACAUACGCAAUAAUGAGCUCAUCAAAAUUAUUGACUGGAUCCCCAAAACGUGGCAUCAUCUCAACAGCUUCCUAGAAACGCACAGCUCUUCAGAUGUAACUAUUGGUCCCCGCCUCUUCCUCCCUUGCCCUAUGGAUGUUGAUGGCUCCAGAGUGUGGUUCACAGACCUCUGGAACUAUUCCCUGGUGCCAUAUCUUCUGGAAGCUGUGAGAGAAGGACUUCAGAUGUAUGGUAAGAGGGCACCCUGGGAGGAUCCCUCCAAGUGGGUAGCUGAUACCUAUCCAUGGAGCUCUGCAUCUCUACAGCAUGAGUGGCCAUCGCUGCUUCAGUUAAGACCAGAAGAUGUUGGUUAUGAAGGUUAUGCAUCAGCAAAGGAAGGAACAACCUCAAAGCAUGUUCCACAGACUGAUACAGAGGGGGAUCCCUUGAUGAAUAUGCUAAUGAGGCUUCAAGAGGCAGCCAACUAUUCGAGCGCACAAAGCUGUGACAGUGAUAGCACCAGCCACCAUGAUGACAUUUUGGAUUCAUCCCUUGAAUCAACUCUCUGAAAGGGACAAACGUUGGUGGAGGAUUAUGGUAAAAUCUAUUUCCACUUAGACCACUGCCAGUAUUAAAGCAGCACUCCGAGGUCCCUGAGUGAGAACGGUGCAUUGUAGGUAGGAAAGAGACCUAGCUCUGCAAAGUCAGGAAGAAAAAUUGAAGUGGAAAGCUUGAAUUAGUUUAAUUUCAAGGCAUUUCAAUACCUAUGGAGCAAUGUGAGACUCCAUUUGUCAACUGGAAAGGGCCCUAGACCAAGGGCAUCUAAGCAGAUUGCACACGUGUUAGCCAAACUGGAAUUUUUUUCCCCUUUUCCUCUUUCUCUCUCUCUCUCUCUCUUGCUCUCUCUCUGUUUCUCUGUACGAGUUUACAGUGCAACUUCUUCUGUUUUUUUCCUUUAGUUUACCCUGAGACAUUGCAUGAACAAUGCAGUCUUCUAAUUCUCUUCUAACCUCUGUUGUGCCACAUGGUGCUGGUCACAGGACUGCAGUAGUGUUUGUGUUGUACGCUACUGCCCAUUCCAAAACAAGUCAAAGAUGAUAGUAACUCAGUAAGCACAAACAGUAUUGUGCAAUCACCAGAAAACAUGACUGUGAUAUGCUGGAUAAGUGCCAAUUUAAUUCUAACUGCCAUGGUCACGGUGAUGCGCUCCAUCAAGUUUUUAGUACACGAGUCACAGAUUUUAUAAAGUUGUUUUUACCACAAAGGUCUUUUUUAACCACCUGCCCACUCCUUAACAACAGUUUUAUACCAAUUAUUAACCAACACUGAUUAAAGGCUUUUUAGGGCUUCAUUUGUUUGAGUCUUUUCAGUGAAAGAAGGAACAUUUCUUAUGGUGCUGUCUCACUGCCUUAAAACAGAUUUCUAGAACAGUUUUACAGUUGGUUUAAUUCCUAAACCAUUGGUAAUUUACACUGUUUUUUUCUUCAUUUACUAAUGAGAAAACGUCAGUUAACACAGUAGCCUCAUAUCUGUAUAUCAUGAUUUUUUAAAGAAAUGGAUAGGAGAAAGAACAGUUGCUAUAUAAUAUUUUUAUCUUGUGAAUAGAUUGCUCUGCCUACCCUUAGAAAUACACAAGGAACCCAAACCCACUUCCACUGCCACCUAAAUGCUGAGAAAAUCAGCUCAAAUCCAUUUGGUCCAAUGGAAUGGAGUUUUUGGAGGAUAGAUGUUUUGAAUUCUUAUCCAGCAGAGCUGGAUGCACUUGAUGCAGCAUGAGCACAAAUAUAUGUAUUUUUUUUUUCCUUUUUCUAGUUUUAGCAUGUUGUUUUGAUUGCUAUUGUUGUACAUGAAGAAUUCAGCAUAAAAGAACACUGAAGCAGUGAUGUCCACUGUGGAAGAGGAAGAGUUUAUACUGUAAAAGUGGGUUGGUUUUGCACAGUCUACUGGGUGGGUAUUGUAAAUACUGAAGAAAAAAAAAAAGAAAAAAAGCCUUGCACAAAUCAAAUUUAAAAAAAAGCAAACAAAAAAAAUUGUAUUUUAUUCUGUUGGUGUUAAGAGAUGUUUCACUUGCUGAGAUUUCCUGUAUGUUACAAACAAAUACAGAAUGCAAACCUUAAAAGCUGUUAUUACCUGGUGUGUUUGUCCUGUACUUACAGUUGUUAUGACUAUGCAGGAGCUAGCAAUGCUACAGUCAACAUAUUUCAAUAUCUAUACGAAGCCAAUACAUUUUGGGGGGAAAAAAAUCUGAAAAAGUUUUAAGUGCAUAUGUCACGGCAGGCUACAACCAGAUUGCAUUCCACCUGCUCAGAAUAAUCGGAAACACUCUUUUACCAGAAGAGGCAUCCGAUUAAAAUAGGUGCAUAUAAACAAGAAGGUAUCCAAGGGCUCUGGCAUUGUGUAGACAUGUACUGUACACCUCCAUGGAUGUUACCUUCAGGAUGUAUAUUUGGUGCUAUUAACUCUUUGUGGCCACCCUGUGGUCACUAGCUGUAAAACAAAGAUAUAUCAAUGCAGUUUCCAAAUGGCACUGAGCUGCAUCGCUGAAUCUAGAGGUUCCUACACGGUGCUAUUGCCCUAAUAAAACUCUAACUGAUUUUAUGCAUGUAGGAUUCAGUCAGACCAACAUCAUGCCCCCCAAAUCUGGAUCCAUUUCUGUUGCAAAACGUCAGUGCAUACACCUUGACUGACUCAAAAGAACUAAAGGAAAGUCUCUCUUUCCUGUACCUGUGCUCUGAGCAAACCUGCGAAUCGUUUCCUGCCAUACUGAACACACAAACACACAAUAUCACAUAUACAAAACUUCCUGCAAUGCAUCUCAGUGAGUCCACCUAGUUUACAACUCAGAAAUUGUUUGUGAAACAUUUGUCUGUACACAUUUUAUAUUUUGUACAUUUUUGAUGUAACAUAUCAUGUAAAUAGACAGAAACAGUGAAAUAAAUCAUCUGAAAAGUUUUGUAGUCUUUGUAAAGCCCUAAUAAUAAGUAUUUGGUGUCAUCGGACUUAACUGGAUGAUGUAUUUUCUAUUGGUUUAUUGUUCCUCUAGCUUGUAAACCAGCUUGCGUAUAUUUUUUUGCAGGUGUGCGCACUGUAUCUGUCUAAAUUAUUACUUUGCCAUUAAAGUGGAAUUAUUU